UCCUGAGACACAGAAGAAUUCAGUUUAAUCCGCAGAUGUUGAGCAGGGCUAGGACUACCUUGGCACACCACAAGCAAACGGCAGCCACAAGGAAAGCUGCCACUAAGCUGUAACAGCAGAGUGACACCUCCUGUCAGUGUGCCCAUCUCUGCAACUGUAGUCUCCUCACUUCCUGGACACCUCAGAGCCUCCACGGAGUCUUCUCCCCCAGCAGCUCCUGGAGGUUCCUUCUCUCGUCCCUCCGGAGAACACCUCCUCAGCUCCGGUCACAUCUUUUCGACAAACUCUCCUCCCGCAUUAACAGAGCAACAAGCCGGGGGUCGGAGCUCCGGCUGAGUCUCAACUGUUCGCACGGAGCUAGCUUGGAGGCUAGCGGCGUGUUAGCCGAGCAGGCAGCGGGCUGAAGGCUCGGUCCGGACGGCGGACACAAAGCGCGCAGCAUGACCGAAGGGAACCAGAGCAAGGCGGCGGAGGAGCGGGCAGCGAAGGGUCAGAGCGAAGCCAACAGGAAGUUGAAGUACAUCAGCUUGGCCGUCUUGGUGGUCCAGAAUGCGUCACUUAUCCUCAGCAUCCGCUAUGUGCGCACGUUGCCUGGCGACCGCUUCUUCACCACCUCAGCCGUCGUCAUGGCGGAGAUCCUGAAGGUGCUGACGUGUCUGCUCAUCAUCCUGCAGCAGAAGAGAUUCAGUGUGAAGGACACCUUCUUCUUCCUGCUGGACGCCAUCGUGUUGCAGUACAAAGACACCCUGAAGCUGGCCGUCCCGUCCCUCAUCUACACGCUCCAGAACAACCUGCAGUACGUGGCCAUCUCCAACCUCCCGGCCGCCACCUUCCAGGUGACGUACCAGCUGAAGAUCCUCACCACGGCGCUGUUCAGCGUCCUGAUGCUCAGGAAGUCUCUGUCCAAAGUUCAGUGGGUUUCUCUGCUGCUGCUGUUUGCUGGCGUCGCCAUCGUCCAGGUGCAGCAGGAAGGAAACAAAGAGGCGUCGGUGGCGGACGGAUCUAACCAGAACUACACGGUGGGCUUAGUUGCCGUGGUGAUCAGCUGCAUGUCGUCGGGAUUCGCUGGCGUUUACUUCGAGAAGAUUCUGAAGGGGAGCUCGGCCUCCGUGUGGGUGAGGAACGUGCAGCUGGGGAUCUUCGGCAUGGCACUCGGCAUGCUGGGACUGUGGUGGAAUGACGGCGCCGCCAUCGCUGAGCGCGGCUUCCUGUUUGGCUACACCGACAUGGUGUGGUGCGUCAUCUUCAACCAGGCGUUCGGCGGGCUGCUGGUGGCGGUGGUGGUGAAAUACGCAGACAACAUCCUCAAGGGCUUCGCCACCUCCUUCUCCAUCAUCGUCUCCACGGUGAUGUCCAUCUACCUGUUCGGCUUCCACGUGGACCUGCUCUUCACGGCGGGGGCGGGGCUUGUUAUCGGUGCCGUCUACAUGUACAGCCUCCCCAAAGCACCCGGCGGCUCUCUGUCCCCGAGCUCCCACUCGUCUUCCUCGGCGUCUUCCUCUGCGUCUUCAGCAUCGCCCAUGGCGGCCGGAAGCGGCGAGAUGGACGCGUUUCUGCCGAAGUCAGUUAUGGUGAAGUGAUUCUGUUUCUCUCUGGCGCCCCCGGGUGCUCACUUCCUGUCUGCUGUCUGCGGGGUGAAACUAACCAAUCACUGAGCUCCAUCUGCUGCUGCAUCUUCUCCUCUCCCUCCGUAGCUGUCUGCCCUUCAUCUCAGCCUCCUCCUCCAUCCUGCUCUUCUAAACACUAACUCCUCCUCUUCCUCCGUCCACGUCAGACUAACAUCACCGCAGGAGGAGGAGGAGGAGGAGGAGGAGGAAGGAGCUGCAGCAUCUGUUUCCUCUCUGCCUUAAACUAACUGAAUGAAAGACGAAGGCCUUAUGCUGCUCUUGAUUAUUGAUCUGUGGAGGGUGUCAGCUUUCUGUGUUUCUACGCAGCGUCUGAAACAUGACGCUUUCUUUGUGUUUGGUGCCUUUUCUUCAUCUGUACAGAAGCCAUACGGUCGUGUCGCUGUCGCAUUGAUCGGCUGAUCGAUCCCGACAGAUUCCCGACGCUCGUCGUCCUGCGGAGGCGUCUGAAUGUUUCCUGCUCCGGGGACGACGUCGGUCAUCCGUUUGCUGCUGGUUGUGGAUCCACUUUCAGAGGAAAACUGAAGUCUUUUUGUCUCCCGACCGUCAGCUAGGUUCCCUCGGAUCCCGUUUGGAUCCCGUUUGGAUCCCGUUUGGAUCCCAAGCUCAGCAGUGUUGGAAAGUUUUCUUUUAGAUUUUUGGCUCUCAUGAAUGUGAUGCUGAUUGGUCAAAUUAUUCCAGAAACAAAGACAGAAACGGAAUAUUUCACGUUAGAGCUCCAUCCGUCUGAAUAAACACUACUCACGUAAAGUUUGGCAUUUUCAGCUUUUCGUAUGAUGUCAGAACCUAAAAUAUCCCGAAAGCUGAACAGGUCCACUUCCUUUUACGUAUUCAUGCUGUUCUCUAAUCAGAUGUUUGUCGGUCGCUUUGAUUUACCACCCGUUUAGGUCAUUAGAGGACCAAAACGUCCUCUCCCAAAAACGGCAGUAAAAAUGACAGAUCAAUAGAUUUUUCAUUAAUUUCAGUUCUAAUGAAAAUGAUUGAAUAUGUAAUUAUUCAAAUUAUUUUAAACCAUUAAAUUUCUGUUUGACAAACCAACAAAAAAAAAAGUUAUUUUCCAUUUUAAUGGAUUUGAGUGGCCGGGGUUUUAUUUCUCCAUCUCUGUUAUCUGUUAUAAGUUAUCUGAAUUAUUUAAUCGUGCAGUGUUAAAAGUGUUGGAAUCAUUUUCAUAAUUACCUAUUUUAAACUUUUAAUUAGGACUGAAGUUAAUGAUAGAACUGAGCAACACCUUGUAAAGAAGGAAAGUAUCGGAGUAGCAUCAACUUUUAUAUCGUCCAAAAAGUCCGCCUGAAAGAAAUUUCCCCAACUUUUAGUGAGUAGUGUGAAUUUAAAAUCGAAGAUUUUUGUUCAGACGGGUCCAAACUUCGGCGUUUUCUGCUUGUCUGACUGAGGACGGAUCCCUGGUUCUGUGGCCGGUCCGGAUUCAGACGGAAGAAAUUCCCCGAGUGAAGAAACGCAUCCGAGACUUUGCUUUGGCUGAGAUGACUUCUAGUGCUGCGUUCACUGACCGAGAUCUCAGAGCGUCUGGAUUCUGAGCCCGUCACUCGGACAACUCCACACGUCCAUGUGAAAUAUUUCAGUUACGUGAACUUUGGGGACGUUUUUUGUAACUUCUUCCAGUUACCGAACAGCUGACUGGAGGCGGCCAUGUUGUUUCCACCACCCCUCUUUAGACUGCCUUCAUCUCUGCUGAGGUACUUGAAUGCAGCUGAGCUGAGACGAAUCUGAGACGCAGGAGUGAAGAUCCCACGUGUUUUCCUCAUGAGCCGGUCCUAAAACUGAUCCCGGGUCAGAUUAAUCUUCCUUUUGCUCAAUCUGGAGACAAAAACUGAGCAAACUCCCAAAGUACGAAAAAACUUCAGGAUCGAAUUCUCGAAUCAAACUGUGAAAGAAAAAAUCAGUUUUU
Messenger RNA from Melanotaenia boesemani (Boeseman's rainbowfish), 3531 nucleotides. It is a transcript of the gene slc35a2, whose product is annotated as solute carrier family 35 member 2. Gene Ontology annotation, cellular component: Golgi membrane. The transcript is spliced from 5 exons. Gene Ontology annotation, molecular function: UDP-galactose transmembrane transporter activity. NCBI's taxonomy places the organism in Eukaryota, Metazoa, Chordata, Actinopteri, Atheriniformes, Melanotaeniidae. Gene Ontology annotation, biological process: pyrimidine nucleotide-sugar transmembrane transport. The record is from RefSeq and is a predicted model, not a curated record. Bases 441 to 1580 code for a protein of 379 amino acids.